Mesitornis unicolor (brown roatelo) is the source of this 1038-nucleotide messenger RNA. RefSeq names its product thrombospondin-3. Gene Ontology annotation, biological process: cell adhesion. The record is from RefSeq and is a predicted model, not a curated record. Gene Ontology annotation, molecular function: calcium ion binding. The transcript has 9 exons. Lineage: Eukaryota; Metazoa; Chordata; Aves; Mesitornithiformes; Mesitornithidae. The annotation marks the transcript as partial. Gene Ontology annotation, cellular component: extracellular region.
UGCAACGUGGGCUGGGCCGGCAACGGUAACGUGUGCGGGGCAGACACGGACCUGGACGGGUACCCCGACGAGCCCCUGCCCUGCAUCGACAACAACAAGCACUGCAAGCAGGACAACUGCCGCCUGACGCCGAAUUCGGGACAGGAGGACGCCGACAACGACGGCAUUGGUGACCAGUGCGACGACGACGCUGACGGCGAUGGGCUCAAGACAGACAACUGCCGGCUCGUCCCCAACAAGGACCAGCAGAACUCGGACACCGACUCCUUCGGGGACGCCUGUGACAACUGCCCCAAUGUCCCCAAUAAUGACCAGCGGGACACGGACAGCAACGGCGAGGGGGAUGCGUGUGAUAACGACAACGAUGGUGACGGGAUCCCCAACAUGCUGGACAACUGCCCCAAGGUCCCCAACCCCCUGCAGACGGACCGGGAUGAGGACGGCGUCGGGGACGCCUGUGACAGCUGCCCUGAAAUGAGCAACCCCACUCAGACAGAUAUGGACAGCGACCUGGUAGGAGACAUCUGUGACACCAACGAGGACAGCGAUGGGGACGGGCACCAGGACACUAAGGACAACUGCGCCGAGAUCCCCAACAGCUCCCAGCUGGACUCAGACAACGACGGCCUGGGGGACGACUGUGACAACGACGACGACAACGACGGCAUCCCUGACUACGUGGCGCCUGGCCCGGACAACUGCCGCCUCAUCCCCAACCCCAACCAGAAGGACUCGGAUGGGGAUGGCGUUGGUGACGCAUGUGAGGAGGACUUCGACAACGACACGGUGGCCGACCAGCUGGACGUGUGUCCCGAGAGCGCCGAGGUGACACUGACCGAUUUCCGCGCCUACCAGACCGUCAUCCUGGACCCUGAGGGGGACGCCCAGAUCGACCCCAAUUGGGUCGUCCUCAACCAGGGCAUGGAGAUUGUGCAGACCAUGAACAGUGACCCAGGCUUGGCUGUUGGAUACACGGCCUUCAACGGGGUGGACUUUGAGGGCACCUUCCACGUCAACACCAUCACCGACGACGACUAC